Molecule: messenger RNA, 548 nt
Organism: Hippocampus comes (tiger tail seahorse)
Lineage: Eukaryota; Metazoa; Chordata; Actinopteri; Syngnathiformes; Syngnathidae
Gene: pla2g1b
Product: phospholipase A2, group IB (pancreas)
Exons: 4
Coding region: 38-511 (157 amino acids)
Biological process (GO): phospholipid metabolic process; arachidonate secretion; lipid catabolic process
Molecular function (GO): calcium ion binding; phospholipid binding
Source: RefSeq, a predicted model, not a curated record
GAGCUCACCUCCUGGUCUAUAAGUACAAGCUGCGACAAUGUUGCCCGUUUCUCUGCAGGCAACCAUGAACCUGACAGCUCGUCUGCUGCUGCUUGCCACAGCAUGUGUGGUCAGCGGGGCUCGACUGCCCAAGGCCUUAUGGCAGUUUGGGGAUAUGAUCGAAUGUGCCCAGCCAGGAGUUAACCCUCUGAAGUACAACGAUUACGGCUGUUGGUGUGGCUUUGGGGGCACAGGAAGCCCACGGGAUGACUUGGACAUGUGUUGUUACGUCCACGACAAAUGCUAUGAAAGAAGCAGAAAGACUCCUGGAUGUACGGCCAUUACUGAUCUUCCAUAUGUUCUGGUUUAUGAUUUCACCUGCUCAGAUAACCAAGUCACCUGCUCAGCCAUGAAUGACAAGUGCCAGGCGGCCGUGUGCGAGUGCGAUCGAAUAGCAGCUCAUUGCUUCGAGCGGGCCGACUUCAACCCUAAAAACAAAAACCUGGAUCCAAAAGUCCACUGUGUAAAUUGAGCAACACAAUCAAUAAAGGAAUAUGUUUUCACCACAC